ACAUUAAGGAAACUAUUCUUGCAGGACGUCUUGUGGUUGUGUCAGGAGGACAUUUCGUUCACGUGUUUCAUCUCCCCUGUCAGAGCAGUCUCCGUCCUCUGCAGUGCCGCGGCCGGCCGCUGGUGUCGCUGUGCACACAGUAUAUAUCUUCCGCCCGGCGUUCUCGUACAGAUCACAUUACUUGCACCAUGCUGUCGACUUCUAGCCGAGUGCUGCUGAGGAUCUGCCGGCCGGCCGUCGGGCCUCUCUCCACCACAAGGGCAUGCAGCAGCGCUGACGGGAGUUCCCGGGGCACGAAGAAAGAGAACCCGCUGGUGUACAUGGAUGUAGUUGCAGACAACCAGCCGCUCGGCCGCAUUGUUUUGGAGUUGAAAGCGGAUGUGGUUCCAAAGACUGCUGAAAACUUCCGGUCAUUGUGCACUGGUGAGAAGGGUUAUGGAUAUAAAGGGUCCACUUUUCACAGGGUGAUACCCAGCUUUAUGUGUCAGGGUGGAGAUUUCACUAAUCAUAAUGGCACUGGUGGCAAAUCGAUUUAUGGAAGCCGUUUCCCCGAUGAGAACUUCAUUCUGCAACACACAGGAUCAGGUAUCCUCUCAAUGGCAAAUGCAGGGCCAAACACUAAUGGUUCUCAAUUUUUUAUAUGCACUACAAAAACAGAAUGGCUGGAUGGCAAACACGUGGUUUUCGGACAUGUUAAAGAUGGCUUUGAGGUUGUAAAGAAAAUGGAAGCUCUUGGCAGCAAGACUGGACGUCCUACCAAAAAAAUUGUUAUAUCAGACUGCGGAGAACUUGAUUGAGGAACACCUUUUACAUAGAUCACUUGAUAGCUGUGAAUUUUUGGACUCUUAAUCUGCUUUACUUGCAAUGUGAAGUGUAUUCAUGGUAAAUAAGAUGACUAUAAAACUAAAAACCUGAUGAUGCGGCACUUCACUGAGCCCAUGAUGUGCUAAAUUUUAUUGACAACAUUGCUGGUAAGAUUAAGAAUGUGAAGUUUACUUGAGCCUGUUCUAAAGAACUAAGUCGCUUAAAAUCACUGGACAUGUUUGGAAUUGAUCCUUGACUGAUUUAAUCUGUGAAUUGCUUAAUUUCAUAAAAUAUAAUCUACACCUGAAAUGUUAAUAUUACUGUAAAUGGUUUAAUGUUUCAGGUUGGUGUUGGGUAUGUCAAUGCCUACAUGCCACUUACAUUUCUGUUACAUCAUACUUUUCAUCUCUAUAACGUGAUUGUUAUACUGGUGUUUCUCAUAAGGCACUGUUUGCAUAGCCCUAAAAGUAAUAUAUGGUACUUUCACUAAUGAUCCUGCUGGAAUAUAUUGCACUAGCUCAGACAAGGUUUUUCUGGUACUUAAUAUUGCUAGUAGAGAUGAGAGAAUUUCCUCUUAUGAAAUUUGUUCACACUUUGUUGGUAAAAGGUGAAUUGCGUUAUGGAUUCCGUUACUACGGUUAUUCAUUCCAUCAUAAUAGAAGUCUAUUGUCUGCAAAACGGAUCCGUUAUGCAGGGGAGGACUCUGCUGUUACAUGGUGCACAUCACCUCCAACCAUUUAUUGGUAAAUUUCCCCUAAUGUCUGCUUGGGGUCCAGUAUCUGAUGUGAGAUAAAUAUUCCACUGGUGGGAAUGCCCCACAUAUGCCUUAUGCCAGCUACCAAUAACAGAGCCAUUCUGCCCAGGUUGUAUGCAUUGUGUAAGAAGUGUAUCCUGAUCACUAGCAUGAAAUGGCCUCCAUUCCCUGUCUGCGAUAGAUGUGGGGGAGGGUACAGUAAAGUGAGGCUUCAGUAUUGUGACACGAGUUACCCUGUAGCUUUAGGCGGUCCUCUGUGUACUAAUACAUUACGGUGGGAUGAUCUGUAAAUUCUAGCCAUGUUUUGUACACUGACUCGGAAAGAAAAUAUCUAUUUAUUGUUUUAUAGGAUUUGUACAUGAAUAACCUCAGUCUUCCCAAAUUCACUUAUUUUUUUGUAAGCAAAAUGUUUGUAAUUUUGAAUAAAAAAAUUUUGCUUGUUUAAAAAAAAACACAUUAAAUUUUAUUUUAAUAAAA
Molecule: messenger RNA, 2035 nt
Organism: Bufo bufo (common toad)
Lineage: Eukaryota; Metazoa; Chordata; Amphibia; Anura; Bufonidae
Gene: PPIF
Product: peptidylprolyl isomerase F
Exons: 6
Coding region: 189-797 (202 amino acids)
Biological process (GO): protein folding; regulation of mitochondrial membrane permeability involved in programmed necrotic cell death; cellular response to hydrogen peroxide
Cellular component (GO): mitochondrion
Molecular function (GO): peptidyl-prolyl cis-trans isomerase activity
Source: RefSeq, a predicted model, not a curated record